Larimichthys crocea (large yellow croaker) is the source of this 3168-nucleotide messenger RNA. RefSeq names its product delta-type opioid receptor. The record is from RefSeq and is a predicted model, not a curated record. Gene Ontology annotation, biological process: sensory perception of pain; neuropeptide signaling pathway; G protein-coupled opioid receptor signaling pathway. The transcript has 4 exons. Gene Ontology annotation, molecular function: dynorphin receptor activity; neuropeptide binding. Gene Ontology annotation, cellular component: neuron projection; plasma membrane. Lineage: Eukaryota; Metazoa; Chordata; Actinopteri; Sciaenidae. The coding region runs from base 259 to 1386 and encodes 375 amino acids.
GUGUGUGUGUGUGUGUGUGUGUGAUGGGUCUAGCCUUACUGCGCGCCACCCUCUCCAUCAGUGCGUGUGCACGAGUGUCCGCAAAGCCGCUGCUGCUGCUCCUCUCCAGGCGCGCAGAACCAUUCCCAAACUUUGAUGAGCUGAAACCUUUCACCAAGGCAACAAAACAGGGAGAAUACAUUUUUUAAAAUAUAACAUAUAAUUUACAGGUUGCGUCCGAAAAUUCCGGUUGAUCAAGCCUAACAAACAGGUGUCAACAUGGAGGGCACUCCGGUUGAAAUUUUCAAAGAAGACAAUAAGUGCCUCUCCACGCUGCUGGAUGACUGUCCGGUAAAUUCCUCAUCCUGGGUGUCCGGAUACUCAGACAGCCGCAAUGUGACCCACGAUGAUAGCUGGGAGCAGGAGGGCAUGUCUCCCAUAAUCCCCAUCAUCACUGCAGUCUACUCUGUGGUGUUUGUGGUCGGCUUGUUUGGCAACUGCCUCGUCAUGUAUGUGAUCAUCAGGUACACAAAGAUGAAGACAGCCACCAACAUUUACAUUUUCAACUUAGCCCUCGCUGACGCCCUCGUCACCACCACAAUGCCCUUCCAGAGCACGGACUACCUGUUGAACACCUGGCCCUUUGGUGAGGUGGUGUGCAAGGUCUUCAUCUCCAUCGACUACUACAACAUGUUCACCAGCAUUUUUACCCUCACCAUGAUGAGCGUGGAUCGCUAUGUGGCCGUGUGUCACCCGGUGAAAGCGCUGGACUUUCGCACGCCGAACAAAGCCAAGAUGAUUAACGUGUGCAUCUGGAUCCUGUCGUCGGCCGCUGGGAUACCUGCUUUUGUUCUGGGAGGCACCCAAACGAAGAGUGACAUCACUGAGUGUGCCUUGCAGUUCCCAGAGCCGUACGUGUACUGGGACACAGUGAUGAAGAUAUGCGUGUUCGUCUUUGCCUUCGUCGUGCCUGUGCUCAUCAUCACGGUGUGUUACUCCCUCAUGGUCCUGAGGCUGAAGAGCGUCCGAAUGUUGUCCGGCUCGCGGGAAAAGGACCGCAACCUGCGCCGGAUCACUCGGCUGGUGGUGGUCGUGGUGGCCGUGUUUGUGGUCUGCUGGACGCCCAUUCACAUUUUCAUCCUGGUCAAGGCGCUCGUGAGCGUGCCAGAAACCACAACGGUCAUGGCCGCCUACUUCUUCUGCGUGGCUCUGGGUUACACCAACAGUAGCCUCAACCCUGUCCUCUAUGCCUUUCUGCAUGAGAACUUCAAACGCUGCUUCAAAGACUUCUGCUUCUCGGCCAGACUGAAGGGGGACAAAGUGUCCGGGAGCAAGAAGGGCCCCAGCACCAUGCGGGAGGUCGCUGUUCCCCUGGAGAACCCAGAUGGGACUAGUAAGCCCACAUGACUAGCAGUGGAACUGUCUUCAAUUUCCCACAUUGGAAAAGAAGACUCACAUGACCUGGGCCUAACCCACGUCACAUCGACAAUGUAGACUAGUUUUGGCUCGAUUUCUUUUCAUGAGUUCAAACACUGAGUGCCAACACUGAUGUGAUUUCAUUUCAGAGAUCAAAUGAAAGUUACACAUUAUAAAUUGCGUUCCAUCAUUUCUAUAAAUCAACAAAAAAGAAAAAAGCUCCUCUGCAUGACUCCAUCCUCCUCCCUGUGGCUUUUGUCACUUUGAUCCAUUUUUCUCAUUUAUCAUAAAGAUUGUCUAUUUAUCAUUUGAACAUGCAGGAAAACAGAAAGUCUUUAACAGUUUCUAUUUUCCAACCACAUCCAGUCCUGCUACAGAGUUUAUUAUUAAGAAGGAACUGCUAGUGAAUUAUACAGAUUACAAGAAUAUGAUCCCAAAAUGUCUCAGGAAAGUUGUUGAUUAUUUAAUAGAUAGAAAUAUUGUAGAAAGAGGUUGAUUGUGAAACAUUACUGACUCAUGUCAAGUUAUGAAAUGCUAAUUUAACUACAUUUUAUUUCAGCCUUUCUCAGCUUUCAUUUAUUCCCGUCAUUUCCUUUUGCCAAAUGUGCCUUUAACAGUCCAGGAUGACACAUGUUUGCAUCAGUGGAGAAUGACUUCAGUAAUGACAAGUGAAUCAGGUCGAACAGCACUUAAACUCGCAGGAAGUUAAGUUCUUGUAUGCUGUUAACGGUGAGUCAGUGGUAGCUGCAUGAAUCACUGACAAGCAGAAAGGUGCCAAAAUCCUUUUUUUACAUCCGCGAAGAGUUUGAAACGCGCCGAUUGACCAGAAUGUGACAGAAAUGACUCAUGUCGGACUUUGAGGUCGAUGGAUGGUUCGCAAACGAGCUAAAAAGUUGCUCUCGGUUGCAUCAACGGCAAGUUUAGCGCUGUGGGAAAAUCCUGGACUUGAUUGUGCAUUUAAUAUUUGACAGAGGGCUCUCUAUCAGCUUUGACUCUGGAGUUGUGUCCAGUUUGAUAAGUUGUUCAAUUCAUGGUGUAAAAUUCCAUCACGUGUGUGCUGUUUAUGGCUUUUUACCCAUGAUACACAUUCAAAUACUAUUAUUGUAGAGAAAUGUUCUAUCAAUCUGAAAACAUGAAUAGCUGUUCGAACAAGUUGUGCACAUUGUUAAAUACAGUUUAUUCUGUCAUCUGUACAGUAUGAUCGUAUGUGUGCCAUGCAUUAUUUUGUAUAGAUAAAAAAAGAAACCUUUGCACAGACAUCAUUGAAAUAUCCUGUAUAUAUGUAGCAUGUCAAUGAUCAUUGCUAUGAUAGUAAUGCGACAUCAGCAGCCUAUAUGCUUGAUGGUCUGUGCUGUUAUUUUGAAUGUACUGCAGAUAAACUGUAUUAUAUUUAUAUAUAUAAUAAACAUAUCCAUUGUAUAAACUCAUCUAUUCCAUUAGAGGAGAAUUCAAGUAAUUCAGUAAUAAAAUCCAUUCCCAUUAACACUCAUCCCUCUGAACCGAAGCCUUGUGGGUUCAGGGAAACUUUUUUAAUUGUUAACAAAUCUUUAAACACAUCAUGUAUACUGGCGUUUAAAUAUAUUGAGCAUAGAAGUUCUGUUACUUGAAAAAAAGAGACAUUAUUCUAAGAAACUACACUGUGACCAAGAAAUCAUUGUUUAGUUUGUUUUUCAGUUUCUUGUACUUACUGCUUAAAUCUGCCGCUGCUGUAUAUUGGCUUUGUCUGCUCUCUACCUAGCAGGAGAUGUAUUGAUCAAAACAUCUUGUGUGUGA